Endocarpon pusillum Z07020 is the source of this 2001-nucleotide messenger RNA. RefSeq lists its product as uncharacterized. The record is from RefSeq and is a predicted model, not a curated record. NCBI's taxonomy places the organism in Eukaryota, Fungi, Ascomycota, Eurotiomycetes, Verrucariales, Verrucariaceae. The coding region runs from base 1 to 2001 and encodes 666 amino acids. The transcript is spliced from 5 exons.
AUGAAUCUCUGCGCUCUCUGUCGGUCCAUUCCUUUCGAAAGACUUCCUCAAUUGCCCUCGGAUUGGGAGUGUAUUAUCAACCGGAGGGAGCUGCCGUCUUUUGUCUUCAACUCAAGCCUCUCUUCCGCACUGGACGUACCCAUUGGCUUCAGAUACCACAGCAGCCUUGAGGACCUUGCAGCAUCUGCUGGUGGCUGCAGGCUCUGCGACUUACUUAACGACUCGGUUAGCGGAUUUUCCGCUUCUUACCGUAAGGCGGAGAACGACCCAUUGUUUGCGUACUAUGAGGACGCACACUUGGGACUCCCGUCUAACUUUCAGUUCUGGCUAACAAAACGCAUCAAUGGUGGAGAUGGGUUCUUGGUCCUUGUUCGUGCGCGACGGGAAGGUAUCAUUUAUCUUGUUGGCGCCGUUGGGUUUUGCGUCAAAGAGGAUAGCGCGCUGGCAUCUUUGUACAAAGGGCGGCCAGUCGAAGAGGAUGGAGGCUCUCCAACAACCCUUGACCGAGCCGCAGCUUGGGUGCAAAAUUGUGUGAGGAACCAUGAAGACUGUCAAGCUGGUGGUAGUAUUCCAUUGCCGUCGCGCUUACUUGACCUGGAGAGCUGUACAAACCAGAAAGAAAUAAGGCUGCGGGGUACUGGAGGCAUUCAUGGUCGCUACGCCGCGUUGAGCCACUCUGCCAGAAAGGAGGCAAUCAAGAUUGAAGAGCUCCCGAAAACGUUUCAAGAUGCAGACGACCUUGAAGACUGGGCACGAGAAUCCGCCAAUAUGGCCGCAGUGUACUCAAAUGCUCACUUGACCAUCGCUGCUGCUCACGCCACAGAUAGUUCCGCUGGUUGUUUUAACCGACGAAAAGGGCGACGCCACAUCCCAGUUGACUACAUCACGCAAGAUGGCACGAGUGGGCAACUCCUGGCCUUCCUCGUGUCGACUGACAAGGAAGCAGCCAGCAGGUUGUACAUCGAGAUGAGCCAUGAGCCGUUGACUAAGCGUGCAUGGGCGCUGCAAGAGCGUUUGUUGGGGCAACGCAUCCUUCAUGAUGGUACAGAUCAGAUGUACUAUGAAUGCAAUCAUGAGUUCGUCAGUGAAGAUGGUUUCCGUGACGCCGGACGGUACUGCAAUCUGUUUGGAGCAACUGACUCUGGACGGGUUGGUCGCAGAUCCCAACACUCUGAUGAACAUGCAUUCUGGUAUCAUCUGCUGUGGUACUACGGCAGCAGAAGACUGAGCAAUCCUUCAGAUAAGCUGCCUGCCAUGUCAGGAUUGGCACGGAUAUUCGAGUCACGCGUUCAAGCCUCCUAUGUGGCCGGCUUAUGGAGCAAUGCGUUGAUCGAAGGCCUCGCAUGGCAGGGAGUGCGGUCAACCAAGGAUCCAACGACUUCUACAUCACAAGCUUACAUUGCUCCGGCCUGGUCGUGGGCGUCGUAUGAUGGGAUUGCCGCCACGGGACAAGGUAAGGAAUGGAAAGAUAUCGCGAAGGUUCUUGACUAUCACAUCAAACUCAAGACCUCAAACCCGUACGGCGAGUUGGAGGAAGGGUGGAUCAUGAUCAGGGCGCCAUUGGUCCGGGUUAGUCUUAGCGACGAGCCCGAAAAGACGCGGACAAGCAACGACGAUGCAGCGAGGGAGCUCGUGAAAAGACUCGAGCUUUUCGCGCUAGUGCUUCAACGAUGGGACAAGGAAAAGAACGUGCUGGAGAAGAGCGAACAGUGGGGCAAGGGAAAAAGUGAAGAAGAGAGGCAGGAGAAUAGAGAAGAGAAAGAUGAUGUUGAGAAGGGAGCGCAGGAAGAGGGUGGAGAAGACCAAGAAGCAUGGAAUCAAGGUAGUGGUGGUGAUGACUGCUAUGACUACUUCACAUGGCACUCGUUUGUGUCGGUCCGAGCAGCGAUAGCAGGCAAAUGGACGAAUAGGUUGUGUGGGCCGCAGCGCGACAGUAAAGGAUCUAAAUGGGAGCAAAUUACAGGCGCACUUCCCUCCACAACCAAUGCUUCUUAUCAUUAA